Molecule: messenger RNA, 1640 nt
Organism: Ooceraea biroi (clonal raider ant)
Lineage: Eukaryota; Metazoa; Arthropoda; Insecta; Hymenoptera; Formicidae
Gene: unc-119
Product: unc-119 lipid binding chaperone
Biological process (GO): cilium assembly; lipoprotein transport; nervous system development
Cellular component (GO): cilium
Molecular function (GO): lipid binding
Source: RefSeq, a predicted model, not a curated record
GGGAUGUUUACACCUGGAAACGCUCGCAAACGCGAGACAUACACGGCCGACGGCGUAAUAAUCGUCGGGGUGUCUAAAAUGAUAGGUCGUACAGUGACGAAACGCAGUGACGACCGAAUCGGCAACGAUUUAGUGAAUGUGCAAUAAAAUUCUUGAGCUUUGAUCUUUGUUAUCACGUCGUAACGUCGCAGCUUCGUUCCCCCAGCCACCGUCCAACUGAAUGAAACUCACUCGCUUGGCUCCUCGCGGCACGUUCGGUUCUGUGAAUAAAUCAUGAGCGUCGACAGCGAAAACAAGUCGAACGAGGCGAUUGCGCCGUACACCUCGUCAACGGAAUUGGAGAACGGCGCGGACGGGAGCGUCGAUGCUGUCCCGGUGACGCCAGAAAUGGUGCUCCGAUUACCUACCAUUACAGAUAAAUAUCUCUGUUCUCCGGAAGCUAAUGUCUAUGACAUAGACUUCACGAGGUUCCAGAUUAGGGAUCUGGAGACUGGCGCUGUGUUGUUCGAGAUAACGAAGCCGCCUGCAAGUGAAUGCGACGCUCAUCAAGAACCGGAGCCGGAUUGCGAGGAACUUGGAUCCGAGGAUGCGAACACGGGUCGCUUUGUACGAUAUCAAUUCACGCCGCAGUUUCUCAAGCUGAAGACCGUCGGAGCGACAAUCGAAUUCCUAGUGGGGCCCAAGCCAAUCAAUAACUUCCGCAUGAUAGAGCGACACUUUUUUCGGGACAAGCUGCUGAAAACGUUUGAUUUUCAAUUUGGAUUCUGCAUACCGAACAGCAAAAAUACAUGCGAGCACAUUUACGAGUUUCCAACGUUGCCUGCGGAUCUGGUUUCCGAAAUGAUCGCGAAUCCGUUUGAGACGCGAUCCGACUCGUUUUAUUUCGUCGACAAUCAGCUUGUGAUGCACAAUAAGGCCGACUAUGCGUAUAAUGGUGGACACACGCACGACGUAUUGUAGGGUGCGGUUUGUUGACUAGUACUAUUGCAAGUGAUAUAUAGAAUUAUGUCGCAGUUAUAUGAAAACAAGACACAUUUUACCGGCGAUAAUGACGAUCAAGCUGCACACUUGGCCAGCACUUGCCACUUCGUCUCUCUCAACACGAAAUCGAGCUUAGAAGUUUGGUGUUGGUAUUUUUUGAACACGCGAUAUCGUUGCAAUGGAAAUGCUUUUCCAAGUGGUCCCUUCAUUUCUUGGAGAAUCAAAUAGUUCCUAUUUUUCCUUAGCGGAAGGAGACACGGCUUAUUUGUAAAUUAUUAUUCGAUCCAAAGUUGUACUUAAUUUUAUAGGACGUUUUAUUAGAGGAAGUUUGCUCUCAUGUGAUAUAUUCGCACACGGUAGCGUAUUGACGCACUGACACACGGCCUUUUGCGUGGAACCACUCGAUUCCACGUGGUUUUUGCUCUCUAAUUUUUUAAACUGCAUAGUCUGUGUACACGUCGUUCCGUUAUUGUGAAACGCGCGAUGAACUGGAGGAAAUUUAUGGAAAUUGAACGUUCAUGCUCAAUGGUGCUUUUACUGCAAUUGCAACUUGCCGUUUCUUUACACUCUUACACGACUGCAUUGUUUAAAUAUCUUUUUCACCCUGUUCUGUAAUAUCGUAUGGAACUCACUCCAAAUACAUGUAUAUAUUUACAAUG